Molecule: messenger RNA, 561 nt
Organism: Strongylus vulgaris
Lineage: Eukaryota; Metazoa; Nematoda; Chromadorea; Rhabditida; Strongylidae
Source: the annotation of a GenBank genome assembly
AUGAUAACACUGCUGCUAAUAUGUACGGGUACAAUCGUAGUUGCACAGAAUUACGUUACUGUUAAAACAUCAUAUGGUGUUGUACAAGGCCGCUCUGUAGAUUACGGUGACGACAGAAGUCAGUUGUAUUAUGGACAAGCCGACAUUUUCCUCGGUAUACCAUACGCUCAAGCUCCCAUUGGUAAUCUUCGAUUUAAGAGAGCAGUCGAUCCGAUGCCAUAUAAUCAAAUCUAUGAUGCAACUUACUACAGGCCAAAAUGUCCACAGUUAUAUGCUGGAGAUUAUGUAAAUGAAGAUUGCCUUUACUUGAAUGUGUUCACGCCAAAGGUACGGCCGGAACUCAACCUGCAGCUGCAGUCAUGGUCUGCAGUCAUGGUGUUUAUCGACGGUGCAAACAACUUCGGCCAAGGUGGUUGGGAUUCAACCACUCAAAAGGGAAUGGUACGAAAUCUAGUAUCGCGAGGUGUCGUCUGUGUAACGCUACAGUAUCGGUUAGGAGCACUUGGUGGGUCUUUUUUUGGUCCAACAAAAUAUGGUGCGCGUCCAUAUGCUAUUCAUUGA